Messenger RNA from Melampsora larici-populina 98AG31, 2850 nucleotides. RefSeq lists its product as uncharacterized. Bases 1 to 2850 code for a protein of 949 amino acids. NCBI's taxonomy places the organism in Eukaryota, Fungi, Basidiomycota, Pucciniomycetes, Pucciniales, Melampsoraceae. The record is from RefSeq and is a predicted model, not a curated record. The transcript is spliced from 4 exons.
AUGACUGGUUAUAUUGACUGUCACAAACCUUCAAAUGAGUUGACUACAAGUUUUGAAAAGGCUUCCUCUCAUCAUAUUCUCAUGAAGAAGAUCACCUCAAGAUUUAAUUAUGGUAUUUUCAAUAUCAAUCAGAUGUUUGUCUUGGUUUAUUUGAUAUCAUCAGCCAGUCAAAUUCAUGGAAAUCUUAAACCUGUCACAAAAACCCCUUUGAAGUUUGAGGCAUUGAGAUCAGGGGACUACAAUCUAUGGACAAGUCCUGGAAUCAUGGAUGGAUUAUUCACAUCAACCCCAGGAGUUGCUACAAGUUCUAAUCUUCAGGAAGCCAAAGAAGUAAAGUAUUUCUCCCUUUAUCACAAUGGUCCACAGAUAGCAAAGCCAGAAACAUAUCACACAGCUCCUCAAGAGUUAAAGAGCCAAAGAAGCCUUCCACAUGAUAUAGACAAUCUUGGGGAGAAAGCUGGCCCAACAUCUAUCAAUGAAAAAGCAUUGAUGGGUCAUACUAGUCAUCCACAACUAUUGUCAUCAUCUGACCAGCAACAAGAAGCAACUGGCCUACUGUUCAAAGAUAUUGUGAAGAUAAAGCCACCUGGAGAUUAUCUAAAAAACCAUCAUGCACAAGCUCAUCCUGCAAGCCCAAGAAGGACCUCUAGCAGUUCAAAAAAAGUUGAUGGUAAUAUUAUGACAAAAAGUGAUCCAGAAGAAGAUGUGCCAUCCAAUAUGGGUUCCCCAAAUAUUCCAUCAAUUUUGAAUGUUCAGACAGAAUCAAAAGCCUCAAAAGUAAAUAUUCCCAGAGACAAUGAGAAUAAGAAUCAAAAGGUACACCAACUCUCAGGGAUAUCAGCACAAGAGGUUCCAAACAAAAAUAACAUGAUGAUAAGCGGCCAUAUAGGAGACCGUAAAGUGUAUUCAAAAGCUCCCAAAUUCUCUGGAGGAUCAAGUAGUAGGGAUAUGAAUACUACAACAAAGAUUCAUUCACAGAAUCUCAACUCAUUUAAACAAGGAAAAAUGAGGUUGGAAGUGUCACCCCUGAAAGCAUACCACAGAUCCACUGAGAAACUGACUAAAAACAAAGGUAUGUCAUAUAAAAAAGGUAUGAACAUGAUCCCCUAUAAAGCAAAGUUUCAGGAAGAAAAAGUGAAUGAUAAGGUCCUUGAUGACAAGAACUUCUUCAAAGCUUUGGAAGAUUUCAAUGAAGCUUUGGAUGACAAAGACCUCAAGGCAAACCCACCAAUGACAGAUCAAAAGCAAGAGAUCAAAAAUACAUCAGAAAAUAAACCAGACAAUGAAGACACAGAAAAACUCAUUAAACAAAAGGCAGACUAUGCAGUGGUUGAUACAGCACAUAGUAAUGGCAACACAGCUUUGGGAAAUGAUACAGAGAAUGCAAAUCAUGUUGAGGAAGAUCCAAAUGCUGAAGUCAGCUCUGCACAACAAGAAGGAGAUGAGGGGGAAGAUGAACCAGAUGUGGAUGAAGUUGAACAAGAUGACCUACAAGAAAUGAGUGAAAGUGGAAAAGCUAGUCAAAGAAGGAGUAAGACUGCAAAGAAUAAAAAAGGGAAGAAAAGCCACAAAUCUAAGAAAGGGAAAAAUACUUCUAUACAAAAACACACUUCCAUACCAUUUUUUGAUUCAGAAUUCUUGGAUUCCACUGAUCAUAAACCAUCAAAAAAACAAUCUGAAAUGUCAAGGGAAGAGCUUUUCAAAGUGGACCAAAGCCAAUUCCUAAGACAUUUCCUUAAAUCACGCAAUAAUACUCCAUACUUGCCAAUUAUAUUAGGUGAUAUGGAAUUUGAAUACCUGAUGUCACUCAAAUACACAGAAUCUGGGGUUUGGGAUAAGCUAAGUAUAGACUUUACUAACAACUUUGAACCUUGGCGUGAAGGAAUAAGGAGGGUAGCUUGUCUUGAUGAACAAUUCAAGGAAAAAUAUAUGGUUUGGAAAUGGAAGAAUCAAAAGCAUACACUACCCAAGUAUGCUCAAAAUUUUGUAGAAUCACUUAAACCUGAUGAAGAGUUUGUAACCUUCAGGGAUGCAACCCUCCAUGAUUGGCAAGCUUAUUCUGAUAGAAAGAACUAUGUUCUGGAACAUGAUGAAAAUAUGAUUCAGACGGUUUUUGGAAUUUUGGGUGAGAUGAUGGAGAAGCGGAUUGUUACACUGAAUCUGAUGUCUCAUCAUAGUUCAGAUCUUGUUGAAUCAAUUAUUGACAGUGGUGCAAUCAGGGAGGGGAUUGAUUUGCCUAUAAUUAUCACAUUUGACCAAUCUCUUUGCUUAUCCCAUGAAGAUGGAUGGUUGGAUGACACAGACAAGGAAGAUAUUCAAUACCAUGCAGUUGAAUUGAUAGAGGCUAUGAAUGGCAGAGUUUCAGGUUAUGAUGGUGAAGAAUAUUUCAAGUCAGAUUGUUCAUGGUUGCAGGAAUGUACCAGGGCAUAUAUAACAAAGCCUGGUUCAAGGAUUGCAAAACUUGUGGAAGAACGUAUCAAAGCCCUUGCAAACCGUGCUGACCACUUGAAGGUACCAGUUCCAAAGGCUCUGGAUGCUUAUAUUCCACCAUCAAUCAAAGGUAAAGGUUUAAGUCUGGGUGACAUAUUACUUAGCACUCAUGCUGGUCUUGAUCUUGAAUCACUGGUCAAAUUGAAAGCUAUUUUGAAGUGGGAUGAAUUUAAAGACCCAAAGACACGCACAAAACCCCUGAACAGAAAACAGACCAAGUGCAUUGGAGAUUGGGAGAGCAUCCGCAAAGAUUUUGCCUCUGAGGCUGAUGAUAUAAAAAGAUACUGUGAUUUAAAAGAUGUUGUUAUCCGUAAUUUGAAUGCUUAUAUUGCCCGCUGUAAUAUGCAGGGUUUUUUGUAA